Messenger RNA from Alligator mississippiensis (American alligator), 3003 nucleotides. RefSeq lists its product as uncharacterized. The annotation marks the transcript as partial. The record is from RefSeq and is a predicted model, not a curated record. Gene Ontology annotation, molecular function: nucleic acid binding. NCBI's taxonomy places the organism in Eukaryota, Metazoa, Chordata, Crocodylia, Alligatoridae. The transcript has 3 exons. Gene Ontology annotation, biological process: DNA integration.
CAGAAGGUACCGGUAUUCUGUGCCCCCGUCGUGUGGAACGACUGUGCAACGUACCUGGAAAUGGGGGUACUGGAAGGGGCUCCGGCCCCCAUCCUGGUGGGACGGGAUCUUAUAGAGCAGGAAGCCCAGCUCCGGAGGUGGGAACAGAUCCAAGAGCCAAAGCCCCGCACCGUUCAUGCGGUGACUCGCCUGCAGAGCAGGAAGGCUAAAGAAGGGGAGUUAGGAAAUCCCCGGGAGAAAGUCACACCAUUGGCCGCAGGGGAAGGGACCCCUGCAGACGGCGAUUGCACCCUGGUCCCAGAGGGAACCGGUAACCCCGAGGGUGGGUUAAGUGACAGUCCCGGGGAGGGGUGUAAUCUGUCAGUGGCAGAGGGAGGUGACACUAGCAGGGAGGAGACCCAGGAAGUCCCUGUGGGGGAGUGUGCACUCCCUGCUGAUUGCCUAGCUGGGCAAGAGGAGUUCAAGCAGGAGGUUUGGGAGGACCCCAGCUUGGAGGGACUCCGGCAGAUGGCUCAGGAGCAAGAGACUGAGUUCACUCCGGACAAGAGGGAACAGGUGGUCUGGGAUAAGGGGCUUCUCUAUCAGUUGUGGGUGCCAAAGAACCAUGCCGAGACCAGGGAGCCCCAGCGCCAGCUCAUAGUACCCCGGAAAUACAGACAGCAAUUGCUUGCCCUGGCUCAUGCCCUACCGUAUGCUGGUCACAUGGGCAGGGAACGGACACGCCAGCGGUUGCAGGUGAACUUUUUUUGGCCCAGAAUUGCCCAGAAUGUGACGGACUAUUGCAAAUCUUGCGAGACAUGCCAGCGGACGGGCAAAAGCGGGGACAAGAGAAGGGCUCCCCUGCAGCCCCUCCCGAUCAUAGACCAACCCUUCCACAGGGUGGCAGUGGACAUUGUGGGACCGCUGAAGCAUAGGACUCGUAGGGGAAAGAAAUACAUACUGACUCUGGUGGAUUACGCAACGCGGUACCCGGAGGCAGUUGCCUUGACCUCCAUCAAGGCACCCGUGGUUGCUGAUGCCCUCAUCAAGGUCUUCUGCCAGCUGGGUUUUCCCUCCGAGAUCCUGACGGACCCGGGUGGGAACUUCAUGGUGGAGGUAAUGGAGUGCCUGUGGGACUGCUGUGGGGUGCAACACCUUAAGACCACAGCCUACCACCCUCAGACAAAUGGGCUGGUGGAAAGGUUCAACGGGACAUUGAAAGGGAUGCUCAAGGCCUAUGUGGACUCCAACCCCAAUGACUGGGAUGAGAAACUGCCGCAUCUGCUCUUUGCCUACCGGGAGGUGCCCCAGGAGUCCACUGGGUUCUCGCCCUUCGAGCUGAUGUUCGGGAGGCGAGUGCGAGGUCCUCUCGAUUUGGUGAGAGAGGAGUGGGAAGGGAAGAUCGCUUCCACAAAGACCUCCGUGGUGGAGUAUGUGCUUGACUUUCGUCAAAAACUGACUGACAUGAUGAAUGUGGCACGGGACUCCCUGGGACAGGCCCAGGAGAAGCAAAGGUCCUGGUAUGAUGAGAAGGCCCGCUUACAUACCUUUGAGCGGGGUGAGAAUGUGAUGGUUUUCCUGCCACUAAAAACGGACAAGCUGCAAGCUGCUUGGGAAGGUCCCCAUGCUGUCCUGGACAGACUGGAUGAUGUGACCUGUGUAGUGGGUAUUAAGGGAACUCCGGGGGACCCCGAGGAGCCGGUCAUGUAUGGAGACUGGGAUGGCGAGGCAGGGAUCGAGGAACUCCGCCUGCCGGACCAUCUGCCCUCCCAGGACAAGGACCAGCUGCUCGCAGCGCUCAAGGACUUUGAGACUGUGUUCUCUAACAAACCAGGUAGAACAGACCUGGCGGUACACUCGAUAGAGACGGGCAGCCAUCGCCCUAUAUACUCCCGACAUUACCCAGUCAAUGAGAAGGUGAGGCAAGAAAUAGAACGGGAGAUCGCAGAGAUGGAGGAGUUGGGGGUAAUCCGGCCUUCGACGAGUCCCUGGGCAAGUCCGGUGGUACUCGUCCGGAAGCAGGACGGGACCAUCCGGUUCUGUGUGGACUACCGGAAGCUGAAUGCCAUUACCACCCCUGAUGCGUACCCUAUGCCCAGGAUGGACACGUUGCUGGAUCGCCUGGGCCCAGCCAAGGUGAUCUCAACUCUCGAUCUGUCCAAAGGAGUUUGGCAGAUGGCCCUGGGCCCGGAUGCCAUAGCCAAGUCUGCCUUUACCACACCUACGGGGCUAUACGAGUUCACAGUUUUACCUUUCGGUUUGCGCAACUCGCCCGCCUCUUUCCAGAGACUGAUCAAUAAUCUGCUGCAAGGAUGUGAGCAGUUUGCCAUGGCUUACAUCGAUGACAUCGCCAUCUUCAGUCCGGAUUUCGAGUCGCACCUGACUCACCUGACCACCGUGCUAGGUAAGAUCAAGCAAGGAGGUCAGAUUGCUCCCUUGUGGGACAAGAUCGAGGCCAUCAAAGACUGGCCACCUCCACAGACCAAGAAGCAAGUCAGAGCCUUCCUUGGCCUGGCGGGUUACUACCGAAGAUUUGUCCCGGGGUUUGGAGCAACCGCAGCCCCGCUGCACGAGCUGACCAAGAAGGGCAGCCCGGACCCGGUGGUCUGGAAGCAGGGGUGCCAGGAAGCAUUCGACGCCCUCAAGGCUGCCCUGGUCAAACAACCGAUCCUGAAGGCACCGCUCCAGGAUAAACCCUUCUACGUGGCAACGGAUGCCUCCGACGUAGGACUGGGAGCUGUGCUCUUACAGGAGCACCAGGAGACACGGCACCCCGUGGCGUACCUCAGCCGGAAGCUAAUCCCUCGGGAGCGAAACCUGUCCUCCAUCGAGAAGGAGUGCUUGGCCAUCGUCUGGGCCCUGAACAAGCUGAAGCCCUACUUGUGGGGACAACAGUUCACCGUCCUGUCGGACCAUGCCCCAUUGCAGUGGCUGCAGACCAUGCACAACACCAAUGCCAAGCUGCAACGUUGGUCUUGGCAGCUGCAGGAAUUUAAUUUUACGGUCCAACACAUAAAAGGAAGC